This is a messenger RNA of Gaeumannomyces tritici R3-111a-1, 321 nucleotides long. RefSeq lists its product as hypothetical. The record is from RefSeq and is a predicted model, not a curated record. The annotation marks the transcript as partial. The transcript has a single exon. NCBI's taxonomy places the organism in Eukaryota, Fungi, Ascomycota, Sordariomycetes, Magnaporthales, Magnaporthaceae.
AAAGCUUUUAAAGUAAAAAUAAUAUCGAAACCGCACAAAAGGAUAUUAAGGGAUACCGGUGUUUUAACCGCUAAAAAACCGGUUAUUUGCUUUAAAUGCGGGCAAUUAAACUACAUCGCUGCAGCAUGCAAAAUACGAACGGAUAACCCGAAAACCCCGUUGGCUUUAGCAAUUAUACAAAAAGCGAAAAGGAAAAAGCCCGAAAUACGGUAUUACGGGUAUAAAAAGCUAGGUUAUAUCCGGCCGGCGUGCCCCAAAAAAAGCAAAAUAUUGCUACCCAAUUCGAUACCGUUGUUUGGCCGUUUAAGCACCGGGGCUUAA